GGCUUGGCUCUAUGAGACUCUCUGGUCAGAGACGGCGAUGAUUCUAGGCCGUUGGGUUUCCUUCAGUUGCGUCAACACGCCGGUGACUAAGGUUUCCGACCAAAGACAUGCAAAGUUUCGUGGUCUCUCCUCUACUACCAUUUGUCGUCCUUCUCUCAGAUGCUCUCAAAGCAAAUCCACACAAGAAAUUACACAUAUUGAACAGUUGGGGAAUGAACAAGGGUUCUCGGUUUUGGCAUCAGAGAUUCCAUGGGAAGAUGAUAACAUAUGGAGCACAUUUGUUCUUUACAUGUUCUCUCUGCAUAUUCCUCUCAGUUUUGGGGGUUUAUCCAUUGUUGCCAACAUACUCCACCGGCAGGUUCUUGAUCCUCAGACCCAAGUGCUAUCACUUGUGGUUCUCCAAAUGGUAGAACUUUCAGGGACAGUCUUGCUGCUGAGGACCACAGCGAAGCCUCAGUGCAAAUCAAUCAACUUUCUAAAGGGUAAUAAUGAAUCAAGGGAAGGAAGAAACUGGGUGGUUGGCUCAGCAUUGGGUUUGGGAUGUCUUGUGGGCUUUAUCUUCGUCACGUCGCUUGUAGCUGAUCAACUCUUUGGCUCUAAGGCUGUACAUGAAUCAGAAUUGGAGAAGAUAAUGGUGAGCGGGGAAGUGGCGAGAAGCGGGUGUUUUGCUCUCUACUGCCUAGUAGCUCCCAUCCUUGAGGAGAUAGUGUACAGACGCUUUCUACUGAGCUCCUUAGCGUCGAGAAUGGAAUGGUGGAAGGCAUUAGUGAUCAGCUCAGGAGUAUUUGCAGCAGCUCACUUCUCAGGUCAGGAUUUUGUGCAGCUGUUUGGGAUAGGGUGCGUUAUCGGGUCAUGUUACAUCUGGUCAGGGAACUUGGCCUCGUCAGUACUCGUCCACUCAUUGUACAAUGCCUUAACACUCCUCUCUUAGCCCCACGUUCAGAUGACAAGGAAAACUUCCCCACCUUAUACAUAUCUAAUAUUUUAAGAGUUUGGAUUGAAUUUUUAAACCAUAUAUAGUGAAAAUUCAGAGUUAUGAGAAAAACAAAGCAAAACUGAAGAAUUGUGUUCAAAGCUAUAAUGAUCGAUAACACCGAAUAUAUGGGAGGAGAGAGUGAAUUGUGUUGUGAAGAAAGUAUGGUUGAUAAG
Molecule: messenger RNA, 1149 nt
Organism: Arabidopsis arenosa
Lineage: Eukaryota; Viridiplantae; Streptophyta; Magnoliopsida; Brassicales; Brassicaceae
Source: the annotation of a GenBank genome assembly